CCCGCGACUGUAAUCAUGGAUCGAGCCUUUUUAAACGUGAUGAUCCUCAGCUGGGGAUUUAUGCUGGUCUUCACCGCAUUUCAAACGAUGGGCAAUGUAGAGAAAACUGUCUUAAACAGCAUCUCGGACGAAUUUGAAGACUUCCAUGGUAAUGCUUAUGUCAGCCUGGCCAUAAUCUAUGCCAUGUUUGCGACCUGCAACUGGUUGGCACCGUCCUAUAUUUCCGUGACAGGGCCACGUGUGGCGAUAAUUACAGGUGCCUGUUGUUAUGUCCUGUUUAUCGCCUCGUUCUUCUGGCCGCACGAUGCUCUGUUGUACAGCAUGUCCGCUAUUGUCGGGAUCGGCGCCGCUCUGAUGUGGACUGGUCAUGGACAAUAUCUAACAGAAAACAGCGAUAACGAGACCAUGUCACGAAAUGCUGGUAUAUUUUGGGCGAUUUUCCAAACAUCGCAGUUCGUCGGCAAUCUGUUCGUCUUCUUCAUCUUCACGAAGUCCGAAAUUGACAAGGAGCAACGCACAAUCGUAUUCAGCGUGCUAACUGGUCUCGCGGUAAUCGGCACUGGGGUGCUGCUCGUACUGAGAAGAUCGCCACAGAAGUCGUUAUUGGGUGAGGCCGAGGGGGUGUCUAACGCUGACAAAGAACUGCGUCUGCCGGAACCAAGGCGUGAGAAACCGCUACUGGCCGCAUGGAACGCCUUUUUGGAUGCAAUUAGGCUCUUCUUCACAUUGAAUAUGCUGUUAUUAUCAUUGACGUUCAUCUAUACAGGUCUCGAGCUUACCUUCUAUUCCGGUGUAUAUUCUAGCAGUAUUGGCUUCGUGAAGGCAUUAGGUGAGGAUCGCAAGAAAUUGGUGGGACUAUCCGGUAUCUUCAUUGGUGUUGGCGAGGUCGUGGGCGGCGCGGUCUUCGGCAUUCUAGCGUCCAAGAUAUCUGGUAAAUGCGGUGGCUGGCCGGUGGUACUCACUGGUCUGACCGUACAUCUAUUCGCCUUCAUCAGCAUCUUCUUGAAUCUACCAAACGAUGCGUCGUUCAAGGACACAGACAACAUGGGCUACAUUGAAACGUCAAAGAUUCUCGCAUUAGCAGGCAGUCUUGCUCUGGGUUUCGGCGACGCCUGUUACAACACGCAGGUCUACUCGUUGCUGGGCGUCCUAUUCGCCAAAGAGAGCGCGUCAGCCUUCGCUCUUUUUAAAUUCUGCCAAUCUGUCGCAGCGGCCAUUAGUUUCUCGUACAGCACUGAGGUGGGAUUGCAUGUACAACUCGCGGUGCUUUUCGUGACUAUAUUCAUCGGUACGGGGGCCUUCUGCUAUGUCGAAUACAAAGUAAAAAAAUCAAGGAACGAAUCCCCACAGGAAAUUGAUCCAGCAUUGGUCGACGCCACAAGCGGUGAAGAUUGA
Molecule: messenger RNA, 1395 nt
Organism: Cyphomyrmex costatus
Lineage: Eukaryota; Metazoa; Arthropoda; Insecta; Hymenoptera; Formicidae
Product: UNC93-like protein MFSD11
Exons: 2
Coding region: 16-1395 (459 amino acids)
Source: RefSeq, a predicted model, not a curated record